Ilex paraguariensis (yerba mate) is the source of this 1149-nucleotide messenger RNA. Lineage: Eukaryota; Viridiplantae; Streptophyta; Magnoliopsida; Aquifoliales; Aquifoliaceae. The record is from the annotation of a GenBank genome assembly.
AUGGAAAGAACUUGGAUAGGCUUAAUUAAGUUCUGGAAGCAUCACACUUCUAUAUCAAAACGUGAAAUUCAGGUCAUGGAAGAAUUGACGCCUGGAGGUGUAAACUCCCCUGUACGUGCUUUCAAAUCAGUUGGUGGGCAGCCCAUUAUAAUGGAUUCUGUCAUGGGAUGUCGCAUGCGGGACAUAGAUGGUAAUGAGUACAUUGACUAUGUUGGUUCAUGGGGUCCAGCAAUAAUCGGUCAUGCAGAUGAUGAGUCGAGGCAAAAUCCCUUUCUUCCUGUCUCAGCAUCCAAAUUAACAAUGUCAGUACUAGCAGCCUUGGCUGAGACAAUGAAGAAGGGAACUAGCUUUGGUGCUCCAUGUCUUUUAGAAAAUGUCUUGGCAGAGAUGGUCAUUUCAGCUGUUCCAAGUAUCGAGAUGGUUCGGUUUGUCAACUCUGGCACAGAAGCAUGCAUGGGAGAAGUUGCUGCACUUAUCCUUGAGCCUGUUGUCGGAAACUCUGGCUUCAUUGCACCCAAACCUGAUUUUCUCAAUGCUCUUCACAAUAUCACCAAAGAAAACGAUGCUUUCCUCAUCUUUGAUAAAGUUAUGACUGGGUUUCGUUUGUCUUAUGGUGGAGCUCAGGAGUAUUUUAGCAUAACUCCUGAUUUAACUACAAUCGCGAAGAUUAUUGGAGGUGGGUUUCCAGUCGGUGCAUAUGGAGGAAGAAGGGAGAUUAUGGAGAUGGUGGCACCAGCGGGACCAAUGUACCAGGCGGGGACCCUCGGUGGAAACCCACUGGCAAUGACUGCAGGAAUUCAAACUCUCAAGAGGCUGAAGGAGCCAGGAAGUUAUGACAACUUAAAUAAGAUCACAAGUGAACUUAUUCUGGGUAUUUUGGAUGCUGGAAAGAAGGCAGGGCAUGCAAUACGUGGUGGGUAUGUAAGUGGGAUGUUUGGAUUCUUUUUCAACGAAGUGCCUGUUUAUAACUUUGGGGAUGCGAAGAAGAGUGACACCUCAAAGUUUGCAAGUUUUUAUAGAGGAAUGCUGGAGGAAGGUGUUUACUUUGCACCCUCCCAGUUUGAGGCUGGAUUUACUAGCUUAACGCAUACUUUUGAGGAUAUCCAACAAACAAUAGCAGCUGCUGAGAAGGUUUUCCGGCAACUCUAA